AUCUCUCUAUUUUGGUGUUUAUCGCUUGAUAUUUCCUCGACAGGGGUUGGUUUUUGUUGGAGUUUGGCUGUGUAUAAUGUUUGUUGUUUUGAUGGAAUUCAUUGGGGAAUUUGGCUGGGGUUUAGAUCAGAGCUGUGUAAUUUGCUUACAGCCUUCUAGUGAAGGGAUUGAUUGUUGUUGUGGGUGUUAUAAGAUAAUGUGUCUCGAUCUGCUUUUGAUGCAAAAUUGAGAAUAAAAUCUUCUGAGGCCAGCGUAUCUCAUCAGUUUUGUUUUGUGUAAUUCACCUAUUGUUCUUCAUUUGCUUUGUUCUUUAUGUUCUUUAUGUUCUUUUGGGCUUGGAAGGAAGAAUUUGAGAGUUAAAACUCCAAAAUGGUAGAGUUGGGAUUAAUUUGGGAAGACGGAGGAAGAAUUUCCUGUUAGCUGCCUAAGGGCUGACUGAGGAAGCUGGAUCAUGCACCAUGGUUCUUGACAGCGUCCUUUCUUCUCCUCACAGGAGGUCCCCGUCAUUCCGAAAGUCCUUUCCAAAUGAGUUGGGUAGUUGGUCGACUCUUGUGCAACGACAUCGCUUCCUCCUGACAGCACUUGUCCUCCUAACUUUUCUUUGCACAAUUUACCUUUACUUUGCUGUCACCUUAGGCUCUUCCUCCUCUUGCUUUGGACUGACUGGGACUCAAAAAGCUCAGUGUCAUCUGGAGCUUGCAAAGACUUCCAUGGCUAAAGGGAAAUUGAAAAUUCUUUGAUACUUGGGAUUUCGAUCCAAAGCUCACGUCUUUUGUUUGUAGUUCUUAAAAGUUUGGGUUGAAUGAUUUAAAAAAAAAUGAAAUUUAGUUAAUCUGUCAUACAAGGUUGUGUAGUAAGAUGUAAGCGAACUCUCUAUACAUGAUAUCCGAGAAGAAAAAAAGGAAUUAAUCAAUCAUUCUUGUGUUUUGCUGAUC
Messenger RNA from Cucumis sativus (cucumber), 935 nucleotides. RefSeq lists its product as uncharacterized. Lineage: Eukaryota; Viridiplantae; Streptophyta; Magnoliopsida; Cucurbitales; Cucurbitaceae. The coding region runs from base 459 to 740 and encodes 93 amino acids. The transcript is spliced from 2 exons. The record is from RefSeq and is a predicted model, not a curated record.